CGGACAGACAGCCAGACAGAACAGAGAGAGCUCUCAGCCCACAGGCACGGUGAGUGGGGGCGCUCCAUCUUCUCCACCUCCGACCCAGACUGGCUCCUCCCCAGGGGAUGCAGAGGCUCACGAUGCUGGUGGCUGCUUUGGGUGCCUACCUAGGCCUGCUGGUGACAGCAGCAGUGGCAGGCUCUAACCCUACCCAACCGGACACUCCUGGCAUGCUGCCUAUUCACCAGCGCCAGAAAAGAGCCUGGAUUUGGAACCAGAUGCACAUUGAGGAAGAGAAAAACUCCUCAUUGCCCCACCAUGUGGGCAAGAUCAAAUCUAGCGUGAAUCGCAAGAACACCAAGUAUGUGCUCCAAGGAGAUUCCGCUGGCAAGGUCUUCCGGGUCGAUGCAGAGACAGGGGACGUGUAUGCUUUUGAGAGACUGGACCGGGAGAAAGUCCCCGAAUACCAGCUCACUGCCCUCAUUGUAGACAAGGAAACCAACAAAAACCUGGAACCUCCUUCCAGCUUCACUAUCAAAGUUCAUGAUGUAAAUGACAACUGGCCUGUGUUCAUGCACCGGUUGUUCAACGCAUCUGUGCCUGAGAUGUCAGCUGUGGGAACCUCAGUCACGCGUGUGACGGCAGAGGAUGCAGAUGACCCCACGGUGUCAGACCAUGCCACCAUCACGUACCAAGUCCUGAAGGGGGAAGAGUAUUUUGCCAUCGAUAAUUCUGGACUCAUUUUCACCACAACCAAAAACUUGGACCGAGAGAAGCAGGCCAGGUACGAGAUCGUGGUAGAGGCCCGAGAUGCCCAGGGCCUCCAUGGAGAAUCAGGCACAGCCACUGUGCUAAUCACUCUGCAAGACGUCAAUGACAACUUCCCCAUCUUCACGCAGACCAAGUACACCUUUACGGUGCCUGAAGACAUCCGUGUGGGCAGCCCUCUGGGCUUUCUGUCUGUUCAUGACCCAGACGAGCCUCAGAACAGGAUGACCAAGUACAGCAUCGUGCAGGGCGAAUACAGGGACACCUUCACCAUCGAGACGGAUCCCACCCGCAACGAGGGCAUCAUCAAACCCAUGAAGCCCCUGGACUAUGAACUCAUCCGGCAGUACGUGUUCACCAUCGAGGCCACGGACCCCACCAUCAACCUCCGAUACCUGAGUGGCAUCUCGGGCAGCAACAAAGCCCGCGUCAUCAUCAACAUCACAGAUGUGGACGAGCCUCCCGUCUUCCAGCAACACUUCUACCACUUCCAGCUGCGGGAAAACCAGAAGAAACCUCUGAUUGGCUCCGUCAUGGCUGUAGAUCCCGAUGAGGCCCGGCGCAGCAUUGGAUACGCCAUCCGCAGGACCAGUGACAAAGGCCAAUUCUUCCGCAUAACCAAACAGGGGCACAUUUUCAAUGAGAAAGAAGUAGACAGAGAAACCUACCCCUGGUAUAACCUGACUGUGGAGGCCAAAGAACUGGAUUCUAGUGGGGUGCCCACAGGUAAAGAAUCCAUCGUGCAGGUCCACAUUGAAGUUUUAGAUGAGAAUGACAACGCUCCGAUGUUCGCCCAGCCCUAUGAGCCCAAAGUGUGUGAGAAUGUGGCCGCCGGCAAGCUGGUUGUGCAGAUCUCUGCAAUAGACAAGGACAUAACUCCACGGAACGUCAAGUUCAAAUACGCCCUGAGUACUGAGGACAGCAACUUCACCCUCACGGAUAAUCAUGAUAACACAGCCAAUGUCACAGUCAAGUAUGGGCAGUUUGACCGGGAACGUGCCAAGAUGCAUUACCUGCCCAUACUUAUCUCGGACAAUGGGAACCCGAGCCUGACCAGCACCAACAUGCUGUCCAUAACCGUGUGCAAGUGCAACGAGUGGGGAGAGUUCACCUUCUGUGAGGAGGCGGCCGCCCAGAUGGGCGUCAGCAUCCAGGCGCUGGUAGCCAUCUUCCUCUGCAUCCUCACCAUCACAGUGAUCACCCUGCUCAUCUUCCUGCGGAGGCGGCUCCGGAAGCAGGCCCGUGCUCACGGUAAGAGCGUGCCAGAGAUCCACGAGCAGCUGGUCACUUACGACGAAGAGGGCGGCGGCGAGAUGGACACCACCAGCUAUGACGUGUCAGUGCUGAACUCCGUGCGCCACGGCGGGACCAAGCCCCCACGGCCCGCGCUGGACGCCCAGCCGGCCGUCUACACCCAGGUGCAGAAGCCACCGCGGCUGGCUCCCGGGGGACACGGCGGGCCCGGGGAGAUGGCCACCAUGAUCGAGGUGAAGAAGGACGAGGCGGACCAGGAUGGCGGCGGGCCCCCCUACGACACGCUGCACAUCUAUGGCUAUGAGGGCUCCGAGUCCAUCGCCGAGUCGCUCAGCUCCCUGGGCACUGAUUCCUCUGACUCAGAUAUUGAUUACGACUUCCUCAAUGACUGGGGUCCCAGGUUCAAGAUGCUGGCSGAGCUCUACGGCUCCGACCCCCGCGAGCAGCUGGUGUAUUAGAGGUCAUAGCCCUCUGGUCCUGGGGACCCGAACCCACUGCAGCCCAGGCCGUUCAGACACCAGGCACCAAGCCUUCCAAGUGUGGCCCUGACUUUCCAGUCCAGCACCCUCUCUGGUGGGCACCAAAGACCUCACCAUCCCCAGGGUAGCAAACUCCAGGUCUCUGAAAUAUCUAGGAGCAUAUUUCAGUGAUGGCUACCCCCAAAUGCUGGGAAAGUCAGUUCUGGGCUUGGCCCCCAGACCACACAUCUAACCCAAAGACUUAUUCUGGCUCUGCAAAGCUGCCAAGCAAAGCAUAUCGAGCUCAAUAGCUGGGAGGUCUUCCCCAGAGGUCCCUGGGGAAGUGGGCUGGUGAGAUCCUGGUGACUGUCUGCCUGGUGACAGGGCUGGAUGGCAUGACCUGUGGGAUAAGACUCUCUGCAGCCCUGUUCCAAAGGAGACUAAGCCUGUCCAUCAUGCCUGCCCUCACCUGCCUGCUGUGACUCCCUCAUGCCUUCUCAGUGCCCCACCAUUCCCCAGCCCCUCCCCAGGCCUGACAAGAGGAAAGAAGGGGCCACCUGGCAGCUCCUGACCUUGGGUUGAGGUGACCUCACUGGCCUGCCACUCCAGUAACUGUGCUGUACAGAGCAUUGACCCGGUCAGCCAAAUUCAGGGAAGUGGCUUGUUGAACCUGAAGCAACUGUGAAUUCAUCCUGGAGAGACAGUGAAGACUAAGAGUGACAGAUCAUAGGGUGAGGGCCACCUCCAUUUACCCACCAUCUCCGGAGGGCAUCUGGUGUAGGUGAUACCCCAACUUGACACUCAUCCACACCCACCCAGGCUUGCCUGUGAGGGGGCAGAUGUUUCUGGAGCCUACGAGCUCUUCCUGUCACUGCCUCAACAGGUCACACCGAGUUCCCCCUUUAUUUUCUCCGUCUACUUAUCUCUUGAUUUAGAGGCAACCAAGAUGUGGCCCUCAACAAGUCUGGCCAAUGUCCAAACCCAAAUGUGAGUGUAUGACAGAGCCAUGCCAUUUGCCUUUACGCUUCGUGGUUGCCACAUCUCAGGGAACUGACCCCCAGGCACACCCUGCGGAAGGCGAGGCCCCUGCCCUGCCCGAGCUUGGCAGCACCUGUGCAUUGCCCACUUUAAGCUGCGUGUGGAACUUUUCACUGCAAACAUGCCUUGUGGAAGUGGCGUUCAGAUGAGGAGAGGGACAAGGGAGGACACAAGCUCUCCAGCCCACCCUUCAUCACAGAUCAAGCCUCCUUCCCCUGCAAGGCCCCUCACACUGCCAGGCACUGUAGGUAACACUGACGUCUUUUUAAACCAAUGAUUAAUUUUUCAUAAUUAUUUUACUAAUAAUACUUACAAGUUCGUAGCCCUCACAAACAUAUAGAAUAGGGUUGUUGCAUAAUAAGCAGGUCGCUAUUUAGGUUAACAAUUUUAAUUCAGGAUUUUUAGUUGAAUAAACAAUUCUUGUAACCUUC
Molecule: messenger RNA, 3931 nt
Organism: Urocitellus parryii (Arctic ground squirrel)
Lineage: Eukaryota; Metazoa; Chordata; Mammalia; Rodentia; Sciuridae
Gene: Cdh5
Product: cadherin 5
Biological process (GO): cell-cell junction assembly; adherens junction organization; cell migration
Cellular component (GO): plasma membrane; catenin complex; adherens junction
Molecular function (GO): beta-catenin binding; protein phosphatase binding; calcium ion binding
Source: RefSeq, a predicted model, not a curated record